Messenger RNA from Sceloporus undulatus (fence lizard), 9681 nucleotides. It is a transcript of the gene SMTN, whose product is annotated as smoothelin. The coding region runs from base 4561 to 7458 and encodes 965 amino acids. The transcript is spliced from 22 exons. Gene Ontology annotation, cellular component: microtubule organizing center; filamentous actin. NCBI's taxonomy places the organism in Eukaryota, Metazoa, Chordata, Lepidosauria, Squamata, Phrynosomatidae. Gene Ontology annotation, molecular function: protein binding. Gene Ontology annotation, biological process: actin cytoskeleton organization. The record is from RefSeq and is a predicted model, not a curated record.
CCGCAACAAGAGUUGGGAGCAGCAGUGUGGCCCAGGAGCCACAAGGGGGCGCCCUUGGCUCGCGGAUAGGGCAGGCCUUGCCGCUGCUGCUGCUGUUUUCCAGGCAGAAGAGCCCAGUGCUGUAAGGGAGAGAGAGAAGAUCCUUCAUAGCAGAAACCAGCCCUGAGGGGCUUUUUGAUCUCAUUCCCAAAGGCAGCACUUCUCUUUCACAUAUACUCGCCCCUGGAACGAACAGAUCCAACUUGUGGGGAGAUUAUUUCGUCAUCAUCAAGAUUUUGGGAUAUUGAUUGGGAUAAUUUUACUGGUCUGUGACUGUAAUAAUAUUUAUCUGUCUAUCUAGUUAGAGAUAACUCGGCACUUUGGAUUGUUCCCUUAAGGAAUAUAGUCCUUCAAUUGGAAUAAAGCCCAAUCUUGGCUUUUAAAAACAGCACCACACCACUUUAGUCCCGGAGCAAAAUAUAAUAGCAGCUCCUGGCUUCCAUGUUAGUGGAGCGGUGAAGCUGCUCCAGGGUUCACUGCAGAAUAUUUAAAGGCAUUUAAAUAUAUCCUGCUUCUCCCUCGAUCUGUAGGGAGAGGCGAGAUGUAAAUACAUUAUUAUUAUUAUUUCCCACAAUGCUGAAACCACUCCCCCCCCCCCAAAAAAUAGCUUCAGCACCUUGUAGCGCUCCUUGAAAAUCGAAACUGAAAUCCCAAGGGAACAAACUGACCUCCAGCAUGGAAGCCAGCAGGCCUGGAAAAGAUUGGCAAUGACAAUGGUUUGGACUGAAGAAGGGGGCUGAGAAAGACUGGGGAAGGGCUGAGCUACCCCAGGACCUCUCUAGGGGACAUCUGCCUUCUCAGAGAUGGUUUUCUAGCAAUUGGGGGGGGGGGAUGCAGUGGGCUUCAGCCCCAAAUGCUCACUAGCAACAAUGGUUAGGAAUGGCAGUGCACCAAAUCAGCCACCAGGUGGCACAUUUUCCUUAAUGAUGAUAAUGCCAGUAGUCUGGCUGGCCAGACAAGAGAGUGUGUGUAUGGUGUUGGCUUGGGCAGUGGGCGUUUUAGUGACAACACAGGAGCCUGGGUCCUUUUCAAAUACCCACCUUCCAUCUAACAGGGAUGACCCUGAUUCACAAACUACACCUUUGUGGUUGCAGGGAGCGCUUUUCUUUUGACCCCCCCCCCCAUGAACAAAUGCACUUAUUUUGGGGGGUGCAGUUGAAUACCUUGCACAGCUGCUUUACAGUUUGGAUGAAAACCCCAUUGAUGCUCCUGAGGGAGGGGUCUGGCUCCAGUGACCCCCUUCUGAGUUGGACCCUUGGCAGUGGCAGGUGGUGGCUCCCGCGUCAUUGCGGCCAUCCCUCCACCUUCAUGCCUGACUUUGACGAAAGUAGUCAUGGUUUUUUGUGAGUCUUUUGGGCUCUGUGACCACGUUCUAGAAGAGUUGAUUCCUGAUGUUUCGCCAGCAUCUGUGGCUGGCAUAAUCAUGGUGUUGAACCCUGUUCAUAGGUCCAGAACGCAUGGCUUCCAUGUUAGCGGAGUGGUGAAGCCACUCCAGGAUCAGUACCUAAAUAGGUUCAGUACUUUCCAGUCAGGGAGGUGUCAGUGGGGUAGUAUCCUAUGCCUGUGAUGGAAAUCCAUUCAAACAACAGCAGCUAGGAAUUGCAGUGUAGAGACUGAGCCAUGAGGUGGCGCUUUCUCCUUAAGAACAAGGGCUGAAAGGCAGCAAAAGCUUUGAGUCGCUCAAAGAAACUUCCAGACUUUGAGAAGGCCUAUGAACCUCUGCUAGGUUGGGGAAAUGCAUGGACUGGGAUGUUAAUUAGCAUUGGAUGCAGAUUCCAGGAAAGGAUAGAAAGAUACAGAGGCCUAUGUUUUGUUGCUGAGCAGCAGGAACGAAGAGGCUGCAGAUGUUUUUGGACUGCAACCCCCAGCAGCCCUAGGCAGCAGAAACAGUGGUGAUGGUUGGUGGAAACUGUAGCCCAACAACUUCUGGGGGACUUGCCUGUUCUUGCUGGUGGUGGUGUUAUGUGUUGAUAAAAACAUGAAGGAAAGCCCAACUACUGGAAGGCCACAUCCUUCAUUGUUACUCUCAACCAGACUGGAGAAAUGGAAUGAAUGGGCUUUACCUCCAUAUUGACUCACACUUACUAAGUGGAUGGGUCUCCUAUAGUUGAAACUAACAACAAGAAAAAGGGGCUCAGCACACUUUGGGCAAGUCUUUCCAAAUUCAGAGUAGCUUGCCAGAGGAGAGCUGGUCUAUUACUAAUCUGGACGUCUUUAAAAAAGCGGUCAGGACAGAUCUCUUCCGACUGGCCUUCCCACAUUAAUGCCUCAGUCGCUCCCAUUGACUCCCCUGUUUGCUUUGUUUCAACAGUGUUCAUUGUAUUGUUUAUUAUAGUUACUGUUACUAAUUUUGGGUUGAUGGUGGAUGGGUUUGUGGGAGAUUUUAUUGUAUUGUAUUUAUAUUUUAAUGUCGUAAGCUGCCUCGGUCUCAUUGUAGAGAUGGGGUGUAAAUAAAUUGUAUUAUUAUUGUUGUUAUUGUUGUUUUUAUUAUUAACAUCCAGAGCAGAUUGACAGCCCCAAGAGAAUGGGAGCCACCAACUCAGAAUUGAGUGGGAGGAUGCGACCAGUUUGACUGAAGAAGUAGAAAAUUGAGGGAGAGGACCUUGAAGGGCCCCUAUGGAAACCCACUUCCCCAAAACAGGUUUUCUGGAAAUGAGGGGGGGGACUAGUGGGUUUUUGUGUAGUCAAUGCCAAUGACUUCAGGCCUACUGCUCCCUGGCAAGAAUGGCUGGGAGACUGCCAUGUGGUGAUUGAGCCACAAGGUGGCGCUUUCUGCUUAGGGAUAAGCCAGGGGCUGCUGCUGCUGCUGAUUUCCAGACAAACGAGUCUUUCUGUGCUGCUGGUUGGGGACAUUUUAGCGAUCAAGCGGAACCUUGCAUCCUUUGAAAAAGAUUUUUUCCAUCUCGGCGUGACUGCAGGACCAACCCUGCAUAUGGUCUCCAUUCACCCUUUACAACGUUGUUGCUACAGAUUGCACUUCUCUUUUGACACCCCCCCUCCAAGAAUGCACAGCCGCACCUAUUUUGGGGACAUGCCCCAGCACUUUGGAUGGCUCCCUUCAAGUCUGGAAUACAACCCAACGUGAAUUCAUCGUCCUUUGUCAAACAGAAACCAUUGGGCACCAUUGGCAAUGGGGAUUCCUCCUUGUUGUCCUAGAAAGAGAGGCAGUGCUCUUGAAAAUGAGUUGGGGGGAGGUGAAGAGGCAGCAACCAGAGAGAGGGCAAAGCUGCCACAUCUCCCUGGUACUUCUUUAUAUGCAGUGUCUUUCCUCCAAUUUGCCUUUCCAGCUCCUUUUUUUUGGGGGGGGGGGGACCCAGUUUGCAAGAGCGGCCAGACCCUGUAAAGUGGUGGUGGAACCACAAGGGGGCGGUAUUUGUUUAGGAAUAUGGAAGCCAGCCCUGCUGAUUUCUAGACAAAGGGUUUUUGCCAUGUUUGUGCAAGGGAGCUUUUAGUGAGAAAACCAAACCCUGACUCCUUUAGAAAUGACCUGCUUUCCCCUCCUUGAUUGUAGAAGUGACCCCGAGUAUGGUUGUGAUUCACACCCAACAACACUGCGACUACAUGCAGCAUUUCUUCUUUUCCCUAGGAAUGAACACUUGCAGAGGAUCCACCAUCCGCUCUGAAAUGGAAGCUACUGGAUGCUACUGGCAGCAGGAAUGCCUUCUUAGGUCUUUCCAUCAAACUGGACUAUGCCCUGCCAUGGUUGUGGGCUGAAGGAGGAGCAAGCUGAGAGAGGAAAAAAAAAUGAAUCGACAGCCAGACCUCUGAGGAGCUUAUGGUUGAGCACCUUGGAUGGCCCCUUGAAGAAGAAAAGGGGAAUAAAACCCAGAAUUGAGUCACUGCCCAUUUCCAAACCGAAGCCAUUGGAUAUGCUGCCACCUUGUGCUUCUAGCAACUGAGGCUUCAGGUCAUCCUGAUUGGGAGGGAGCAACAGUUUUGACUGAAGCAGCGGCAAGCUGGUGUCUACGUGUAGGGAGGUUAAGAGCAUCUCUCCUUUCUGGAAAUGUCUCUUCCCCAACCUGGUUUUCCAGGGAUGGGGAGAGAGAAGGAGUGUGCUUUUAUUGCAAGCGUACAGGACUCAAGUCCAUGGGCUCACUAGCAAGCAGAGAUGGAAACUGCCUUUUGGCGAUGACCCACCAGAUGGCGCCCUUUGCUUAGGAAUAAUGGAAGCACUGCUACAGUUCAGCUUUUCAGACAAUAUAGGACUUUUCUGCUACUUGAUGGGAAAGGUCAUAUUGAUGAAUAAAACAGAAGCCUGGGCCAGGACCUUGGAUGGGGGUUUGCGGUCCCUUCUGCCAAGGAAGCCAUUGGCCUGCCUGCUUGCUGCCCUUGCCGCAACUGGGCCUUGCCCCGGGAGCCUGAUUUGGAGGAGCUAAUGAAGAGACAGAAAGAAGGAUCUCAGCUCUGAACUAGCCGCCCUCCUGGAGCAGUUGCACACUUCGUCGCCGGUGCCCGAGGCUGGGAGCUUCUCCAGAAGGUGAAGAAGGCAAGGGAGAAGGCCACUGAGUGGGGACCGGCACCAUGUCUGAGGAAACGUUUUUGAGCAUGGACGAAGGGACGCUCCGGAAACUGCUGGAGGCCACACUGGACCUGACAGAGCGACGACAGAUCCGGUCUGCCAUCCGGGAACUCCGGCGGCAGGAGCUGGAGCAUGACGAAGAGGCUCUGGCGUCCAAGCGCUUUCGGACGGAGCGGCAGGAGAACAAGGAGAACUUGCUGAGGUCUCGGCAGCUGGAGGAACAGCAGCAAAAAUCCUUGGAUCUCCUCUCUGGGAAGCUUGAAACCAUCCAGGAUGUGGAGGAAUUGACAGCCCUGCUGCGAGGGGCCAGCGAGUAUGAGGAACGCAAGUUGAUUCGUGCCGCCAUCCGCAAACUGCGUGCUGAAGAAAUAGAGGCUGCGGCCUUGGCUGGGAGGGCUUACUAUAGUCGGAGGGACACCAAGGAAACCCUUGAGGCCAAGGGACAAGAAGAGAAAUCGACCAACAAGGGUAUCUCAGAGGCUCAGGAGCUGGCAGAGCGGGAGCUGAUCCGGGCCCAGAUCCGGGAGCUGCGGAGCCAACAGCAGGGGGAAGUGAAGCCAACCAACAUGCCCGAAGACUCCUCUCUGGGGACUUUAUUGCUCCUUGAUCCCGUCCCUCGCCAUCCUCCUUCCGAAGACUCAUCUUCUCUCGCCGAGAGUGGGCUGGAUCCGGAGUCAAGUGCAGAGGGCCCAGAGGCAAGCUCCCAUGACAGUGAUUCGGCUACAGAGUCUCAGCCUACUUCCAAGGAGGAGAGUGCCAGCGCCACAUCGGCCUUGGAGGGUGGUGAGGCAUUGAGAACCCCUGAUGGGGAAGCCACUGGCGAGGCCAUGACGCAACCCCCAGAUUUGUCCAGCGAUGACGGAAGAGACAUUGGUCAGGCGGAGGCGUCCCGGCCAAGGCUACCAAGCGAGGAGAGCGAGAAAGAAGAGGAUGUGCCUCAAGCCUCUGAGAAGGAAGUGGGUGCAACAAACAAGGAGGGAGAUGCUUGUCUGGCAACUCUGUCAGUGGCUGCUCCCAAGAGCCCUGCCCCCAUAGAUGCCCAUAGUUGUGAAACUGCAUCUUCUGCACCACAUCCAAAGGGCAGUACAGAUCCCCCACGGGAGCUGCCUUUCCAGCGAUUGGGCUCCGUCUGGGAGCGGGCACGCAAGUUCAGCUCUGAGCCCUCCGACCAAACGGGCACUGGGCCCUCUGUGCAAAAGGGGGAGAGUGCCGGCCGAGGUUCCCGUGUUCUGCAACAACAGCAGCAGCUGCUGCAAACCCAGCGUGCCACAGGAGAUUUACCUGUCGGACCCCGGGGCCCUGGCCGGGUGCUCCAGAAUGGCACCAAACAACAGGCGGGGAAUAUUGGCACAGAGCAGGUGCCCAAAGCUGUGGCUGGCUCUGUUGCAUUGAGGGACCCCGCUCUUGGUCCGGCUGGCCUGAAAGAGGCGGGUGGUCCUCAGGGGAGGAGCCAAGGCAGCCAAUGGCAGGGCAGCAAGAAGCCGGUUGAAAAUGCCAAGGGGAGCACUGCUGGUUCAGAAGAGCCCAAUGCCCAGCUGAGUGCCUCCUGCAGUCCUCUGCCACCAUCCCAGGCACCGAACCUUGGCACUGAUCCCAGCGACGCCAUGAAAACCCUCUUCACCAUUGAGAUCAAGGAUGGGCGCAACCAGCCAGUCAGAAGCCAUAUUGUGGGGACGCCAGGGAACCAGCGGGCAGAGCUCACUCUGGGCUUGAGAAGCACCCCAAUUCGGAUCACCACCACAAGCACUGGUGGGGCAGGCAGCGGCGGCAGCAGCAGUCAUGGCAGCAACACCAGCCUUCAUAAGAUGGAUGCUGAGUUGCCAGAGCAGCCUAAAACAGCAGAGGUGGCAUUUUCAAACAGCACAGAGAAGGAGAAGACCCAGCGAGGCCGCCUGAGUGCCGAGGAGCUGAGCAAAAUUGAGGAAGAGGACAUGUUGGAUAAAAUGCUUGAUCAAACGACAGAUUUUGAGGAGCGACGAUUGAUCCGGGCAGCCAUGCGGGAAUUGCGCCAGAGGAAGCGAGAGCAGCGAGAGAAGGAGCGGGACCAGCGGCUGCAGGAGGCCAAGACCAAAGGGGCAACUCACACCACAGAGACCACUGCCCGGCAGAGUGCCACGUCAGCCGAUGGCUCAGCCGUCAGCACAGUCACAAAGACCCAGCGCCUUGUCCAGUCCAAUGACGGCAGCAAAACGUCCCGCAUGAUGACCAUGGAGUCGAGCUAUGUGAAGAGAUCGGGAAAUGGCAACACCUUUGUCCAGACCAAGUCUUCCUACAGUUCUUCUUCCUCCAAGAAGGUGGGCAGUAUCUUUGAGCGUGAGGAUGAAAGCCCUGGGCGUGCCAGCAGUUUGGCAGCUCUGGAGCGGCGCCAAGCUGAGAAGAAGAAAGAGCUGAUGAAGGCACAGAGCUUGCCCAAAACGACAGCUUCGCAGGCGCGCAAGGCCAUGAUCGAGAAGCUGGAGAAAGAGGGUGGGAGCCCAGCAAACCCAGCCAUGUCGCGGGUGGCUGUCCAGCGCUCUGCAAGCUUUGGGGUCCCCAACGCCAACAGCAUCAAGCAGAUGCUCCUGGAUUGGUGCCGCGCCAAGACCCGGGGUUAUGAGCAUGUCGACAUCCAGAACUUCUCCUCAAGCUGGAGCGAUGGUAUGGCCUUCUGUGCCCUCGUUCACAACUUCUUCCCCGAUGCCUUUGAUUAUGGGCAGCUUUCCCCACAAGACCGACGGCGCAACUUUGAGAUGGCCUUCUCGGCAGCAGAGAUGCUGGUGGACUGCGUGCCCUUGGUGGACGUGGAAGACAUGAUGAUCAUGGGGAAGCGUCCCGACGCCAAGUGUGUCUUCACGUACGUGCAGUCCCUCUACAACCACCUGCGGCGUCACGAGCUCCGGAUGCGGCAGCAACACUUCUAGCCUUCCUUCCCCUCCCGGAGCUGCGGCUUUUUCCUGGGAGUCUCCCCACCCACCUCCACGUCCCCGUCUUUUUGCCGAAACGCCCAACCUAGCCUGGCCCCAUGUGGGGCCACGAGGAAGGAUGGAUAGCUUCACCUGCGACUCCUCUUGCCCGGCUGUGUCCCUGCACGACCUCCCUUCUUCUCCAGCCCCUCUUCCUCCUCUGCCUUCAGAGACCUCUGACAAUGAAGUCGGGGCAGGCUGGGUAGUUGGCCACUCCAGCCCACUCUGAAGGGGUGAUAGAACGUCUGUCCCACCCUCGAGAGAACUGAGGGCUCAGCUGCCUCUCAUCUACACAUGCUUUUUAUAUGAUGGUGGUGAUGAUGAUGAUGAUGUCUUGUAAGUUAUUCCUUUUUUUAAAAAUGUUGUAGCCUGCACCGUGCCACCUUCUCCGUCCUGCAGAGCAAAGCUGCAUCAUGGCAAGGGACUCCUUGUCUCUCCCAAGUCUCUACACCUUUAGCCCACCUGCCUUUAGGGCUUUGUAGUCUCAUCUAACAGCUGGAUUCUGGCUUUUUAGCAAGAGAAAGAAAGACAGAGUAGGCUGUGUGUGCAGUGGCUCCCAGUGGCCCCUGUGCCGGGGCGGGGAGGGGGGUGAUGGAUCUGCUCUAGGUUUGACGUCACACUUUAGAGGAGCUGGCUGGGGGAUUUGGGGGAGUUGUAGUCCAAGACAGUUGCAUUUCCAAGCACUGGCUAGAAUGUAGGAAAUUGCCUUAUACUGAGUCAGAGGCUUGUUCCAUUAGCUCAGUCCUGUCCACUCUGACUGGCAGCACCCCUUGAGGGUUUCUUGAGGGGCUUUUCCCACCUUUACUUGGAGAUGGUCCCAAUUAAUUCUCUGUUGUCCCAUUUUUUUGGCUGAUUUUGUGAUGUCCCAUUUUCUUCUCCUGCAUUCCCUCUUCCUCCUCUGCUUACUUCAGUUGUUGCAGACUGAGUUCAAAUUGCAACCGUAGCUUGUGCUCCAUUAACUCAGCAGGGAGGAAGAAGACAGGGCAGCAUCUUGCUCUUCCCUGUAAACGCAGGCAAAAGCAAGCUUUUGCAGUCUCUCCUGACUGGUCUGUUUUCCCUCACAAAUACCUUUUGUCUUCUUGACCACACUCUGAUGUUGCUUGGCCCCAAGUGUCCUGGUUUUCAUUUGUGAAAUGUUGAAGGGCAUGUAGCUUGCGAUUUCCUGGUUAGUGGGACAGGGAAUCCACUCCAGGUUUUAAGCUUGAACUUCAGCGGAGCUGUCCUAGGACCUGAACCUGUUUUGAAGAUAGUGUUCAGCACUUUGGCUAGCUAGCUCCUUUAAAGUUUGGGCUAAAACCCAGAGCAGAUCUAGAAUUUUAAAGGAGGCAGCCCCUGAAGCCCUGUGACGGAGCUUUGUUAUCACUGCCCCACUGGCAUGGAGGCCAGCAGCCACUACUGGUACCCCUGCCCACUUGAUGCUUUGUCAGUGCCCAGUGGAUAGAAGCAGGUUGGUUUUCAUGCCAAGAAGUGCUGUCUGCACAGGCUCAAAGCACUUUGCAUGCAUUUGGUCAACAGUCUUAGCUGUAGGGUGAGGUUUGGGAGAUGUGGAGGAGCUGUUUACUUCCAAUUCAGGAUGCAGAGAGCAGUUUUCUUGAAGCCUUGCUUCCGAGUAAGCCUAUUUACACAAGAGGGGGAGCCAUUUGCCAUAAUCACAGAAACAGGUUUACCCUGAUUUGCAGUGAGCGCUGGGAAGCAUUAAAGAGGCAAGGGACUUUUUUUUAAAAGACACCCAUUUCCCCCUGCAAAAUGGACACAAUCAGUGUGUUCUGCAGUGCUGUCUUUCUGAUGUGCCUGUGCACAUGCGGUUGUGUGCACCUGUGGUUCUGCUGUAGUCCUUGUGCCAGGCAGUGGUCACCUUGGCUGACUGCCUUUAUCUUGUAGUUCUGGAUGGGGAGGCACUGGUGGAUUUUGUUUGUGUGUGUGUGUCAAACCAUAUUGGCAACAGAGGUUUCCUUCUGGUGGGGUCAGAGCUUGGAGAUGAGACUUGUUGGGGAUGACAACACCCGAAAUCCCCCUGCCCCCAGUCAACAUGGCCUUGUGGAGGACAACAGGGUGAUGGGUUGGGCUCCUUCUCUUGCACCACUCUCAGCUCUCGGCCACGCGCCGGCUUAUAACGAUUCUGGCACCAACACGAGAAUGUCUGUAUUUGGCACCAAGUGAGACAAUAAAUGUUUGGAUAGA